This is a messenger RNA of Giardia duodenalis, 939 nucleotides long. RefSeq lists its product as uncharacterized. The coding region runs from base 1 to 939 and encodes 312 amino acids. The transcript has a single exon. The record is from RefSeq and is a predicted model, not a curated record. Lineage: Eukaryota; Fornicata; Diplomonadida; Hexamitidae.
AUGUUCGAAGAAUUGAAGGAAGAGCGGGAAAAGUUCGCAGCGAAGAUACAGUCUUUACAGAGGGCCAGACAUGAAAGCUUAGUCCGCUCGUUCUAUUCUCUCCAGCCUCAAAAGUCCCAAUCCCUAUCGCGACUUUAUAGCCAGACAAUUGAGCCGGUAUUAUGCAGUAAAAGCGGUGAUGAGACAAGAGCAACCAACCAGGUCGAUCUCCUUGCCGAGUCAAUUACUGAUCCAGAGAAGAUAUAUGGUGAGAAGCUCGAUAGCAUUGCUAAUAUUACUAAUGUAUCACAGGAUAAAGCGAGCAGCACAGUGCCUCCGGCGACCACAGCCGAUAAUUCAUCAGAAACAUAUUGUUCCCCUACCACAUACAAUGUAAUACGUAGCGGAUACCAGCUGUGUGACAGCGAUAGCUCUUUCGGCAACUACAACACGAUUGAUGUUCUCAACCAUUUAGCUGUUCACAGCCAGGCGACAAACGAAGAAAGAGACGAAGAAGUAAGUAUCCCGGCGGCUGUGCACACCCCAGUGACGCGGCACACAGAAACUGUAGCUCACCGUGUGAACGUGACCAAGAAUGCCGUAUCUGCGAACAAGAUAGACUAUCGGCAGGCUGGGACACACACCCCUAGCAGAGAUCCAUCAACACAAAGUCACAAGCAAGCUAACAAGGGAACAAUGACGCACAGCCUGUGUCUCAAGUCAGUCGCUAUACAGGUCCAUAGCCAGCCACCAAAGGCCUCCGACCACAGACAAGAUGUUAAAAAGAAAUUAACAGUUUCAGCCUUCGUGCACCCCAUUAGAAAACAGCCCAAAAUAGAGUACCACCCCGGUGCCAUAUCAAGCCUGGUGCAUCCUGCGUAUAGCUCUUCUGUGCUCCAAUCAUACACAGAAAUAUAUAAAAGCCUCAGCAACACUAGCAAAGCGAUACUGAGCAGCUAG